UUGCGCCUUUUGAGUCAGCAGGCUACAUGGAUCCUGGUCACGUUCCUACCGUGAUGAUAUUGGCGGUCGUAUUGUCUUUGGUGGGCACAGCUGUAACGCAGCAGCACGCCGCAAGCUUUCCCGAGGACUUCAUUUUCGGCGCCGCUACGGCCUCGUAUCAAGUGGAAGGAGCCUGGAACGAGGACGGUAAGGGCGAGAACAUCUGGGAUCGGAUGCUGCACGAACAUCCGGAGUACAGCUCCAACGGCGACAACGGCGACGUGGCUUGCGAUUCGUACCACAAGUACCAGGAGGACGUGCAGAUGCUGAAGGCGCUCGGGGUGGACGUGUACCGGUUCUCCAUCUCGUGGGCGCGCAUCCUGCCCACAGGCGACCUCGACGUCAUCAACCAGCCGGGAAUCGACUACUACAACAACCUCAUCAACGAGCUGCUCGCGAACGGAAUUCAGCCUAUGGUGACUAUGUACCACUGGGACUUGCCUCAAGCUCUGCAGUACAUCGGCGGCUGGCCCAACCCGAUUCUCGCGGAUUACUUCGUCGAGUACGCCCGGCUACUGUUCGACGAAUUUGGAGACAGGGUGCGCUGGUGGAUCACGUUCAACGAGCCCGCCUCGUUCGUCGGCGGCUACUCGUCGGUGGGGGUGGCAGCGCCCUCGCAGAACGCGUCCGGCAUCGGCGACUACCUGGCCGCCCACACCGUCCUCAGGGCGCACGCGCGCGCCUACAGGCUCUACGACGAGCAGUACAGGGCUGCGCAGAACGGCACUAUUGGGAUCACCCUGAACAGCCAGGGCUACGAGGCAGCCACAAACUCUACAGCGGAUGAGGAGGCAGUUGAGAGGAGUCUCCAGUUCCAGCUCGGCCUGUACGCGCACCCCAUCUUCAGCCGGGACGGCGACUACCCGGCUGUGGUGCGGCAGCGGGUGGACGCCAACAGCCGGGCCGAGGGGAGGCCCCGCUCACGGCUGCCAACCUUCACACAGGACCAAGUCGACUACAUUAAAGGAACGUCUGACUUCUUCGGAAUAAAUCAUUAUGCAACGAAAUUCGUGAUAUCCGGCGAGGAAGGUAUAUCGCCUUCCAUGACUCGGGAUACGGGGACCGUCCUAGUUGAUACGCAGAACUACCCCACGGGAUUCCGCAACCUUCUGAACUGGAUAGCGGCCGAGUACCCUGGCUACCAGGUCGUGGUCACGGAGAACGGCCUCCGGACCGGCGCAGGGAUCAACGACACGGACCGCAUCGAGUACUACGUGUCUUAUCUUGAUGCUGUCCUACAAGCUGUUAACACUGAUGGAGUCCCAGUGAUUGGAUACGUCGCCUGGAGCCUCAUGGACAAUCUGGAAUGGACUGGCGGAUUCUCUGUGAAGUUCGGGCUGUACGAAGUGGACUUCGACGACCCAGACUUGCCAAGGACACCAAAGGCAUCCGCUGGCGUAAUGGGCGACAUUUUCAGGACCAAACAGCUACCUACCGACUUUUUGCAAUCUUUUGUGUAAAUCUCUGUGAAAUUGUAAUAGUUCCACGUGCUGUUGUAGUACGCCAGAACCCCAUUAUGAUCUUCGCUUUUGUUGUUUAUGCCAACCGGUGUAAAAAUGUCAGAGUUGAAGUGUGAGUUAAUAGGUUAUCAUACUGUACUCGUAGGUAUCAUUUUAUUCGUUGAUUGCUUCCUAUACUCCUGCAAUAACAUAUUUCCUUUAUUGUUAAUCUGGUCUCGUUUCUCGUAAAAAAAAGACUCUUACUACCGUUUCAUUAGCCGGCUGUAACCGUAAUCAGAAUGGUGGACUCUUCCUGAAUCUCAGAUUCUUAAUAUGCGAUACUGAACACAUACAGUGUACUAAAUUAGUACCGAACACUAGCUUGGUAACGAUAACAGCACUUAGUACAGAAUAAAAUAUUUUCCUGGGAGUUACCAGCAUGUCCUUAAAUACUGAGUCAUUUCAGAUGUCUCAAUAACAAUUGAAACAACUCUCAUGACGGGUGAGAUACCAAUGGUAAUGAGUUCACACAUUACUUCAUGCUUGUUAACUGAAAGUUUCAACUCAGUUGACGAUAGUAAGUUUGCCGUUGUAGAUAAAACCACGCGUUGUACACUUUUUA
Molecule: messenger RNA, 2100 nt
Organism: Schistocerca cancellata (South American locust)
Lineage: Eukaryota; Metazoa; Arthropoda; Insecta; Orthoptera; Acrididae
Product: myrosinase 1-like
Exons: 11
Coding region: 27-1499 (490 amino acids)
Biological process (GO): carbohydrate metabolic process
Molecular function (GO): beta-glucosidase activity
Source: RefSeq, a predicted model, not a curated record